Molecule: messenger RNA, 1140 nt
Organism: Panicum hallii
Lineage: Eukaryota; Viridiplantae; Streptophyta; Magnoliopsida; Poales; Poaceae
Exons: 2
Coding region: 47-985 (312 amino acids)
Biological process (GO): root development; shoot system development
Source: RefSeq, a predicted model, not a curated record
GAGCUUCCGCAGCAGCCGAAGCACGCCGGAGAGCAGCGCAACGCAAAUGGCAGUGGGAUUCCGCCGGCGGCUCACCGCGCUCAGCGUCCCCAAGGCCGCCUUGCUCCGCCGCACGCGGCACAAGAAGCUCUCCUACUCCCGCGUCCGCUCCAACAGCCUGCCCGGCCGCUUCCACCCCGUCGUCGCGGGCCUGCACGAGUCCGCGAACGCGCUCAUCGCCUGGACGGAGGAGCCGGCGCAGGCCAGCCCGGCGUGGAUCGGCGACGGGGUGACGCACCUGGGCCGCCUCCUCGUGGGGCUCACCGACCUGCUCCACCACCCGCAGGCGCAGGACCCGCUCCAGCGCCGGAGCAAGACGGCGCCGUGGACCGAGCGCCUCCUGGACGACCUCCUCCUCCUGGCCGACGCGCACGGGUGCUUCCGCGAGGCGCUCCUGGCGCUCAAGCAGCUCCUCUCCGAGGCGCACGCCGCGCUCCGACGCCGCGACGCCACCCGCCUCGCCGCCGCGCUCCGCGCCAGGCGUCGGUCGGACCGCGACCUCGCCCGCCUCGCCUCAACGCUGCGCUGCCUCGCCCACCGAUCCACGUCCGCCGCGGCGACGUCCGACUCCAGCGAGGCAGCGGUGGCCGACGCCGUCGCCGCCGCCACGUGCGCUGCGGCGGCCGCGUCCGCCGCCAUCUUCGCCGGGCUCGCUUCCGCCUCCGCCUCGUCGUCCUCGCGCGCGAUGACGUCCCCGUUGGCCUCUCCGGCGAAGGUGGCUGCCGUGCCGGUGUGGUGGGUGGCCGACCUCCUUCGGUGGCGGCGGCGUACGGUGCCUUUGGAGGAGUGCUGCAACGAGGAGGAGGAGGAGAGGCAGGCAGCCAUGGAUCGGCUGCGGAGGCUGGAGGAGUGCGUCGUGGCGGCAGAGGACGGCUGCGAGCAGGUGUACCGGGCGCUCGUUAACGCGAGGGUGUCGCUGCUCAACGUGCUGACGCCGUGCUUUUGAUCCAUCCGGCGGUGUUUUUGGGGGGAAAAUUGCCUUCAAAAUUAGCACUCAAGACUUCAACCUUAAGUAGAGUGAUGUUACCAACCAAUUCUUUUUUCGUAGAUCGUGUGCAAAAUGUACAUGAUGUAUAGCAAUCGUUCUGAAAUGGAAUGAAA